UCUAUCUAUCCUUCUCGAUACAGGACAUCUGUACUUGAUUUCAACCUAACUCAUCUUAUCACUUUCGCCCAAUCCAUAUAGCUCCGGACAAGACACCCUCGACAUUACCAUGAUGCCGCGUUGAGACCAGGCUCGACAAUUCAAGGCGGCUCACUCACGAAACCCUUCGACGACUUUUUUCCUUCUUCUUUGAACCUUCGAUUUCUUUCCUCUUAAACCUUUUACGGUGACGAUGGACUCGCCAUUAUCACCUCAACGAAGUCUCCCGGACUCUCCAUCUUCGAGACCGGGACAGAUAAGCAAGGCGGCGUUCUUCCGAGCAAAGUCUCCGGCAAAUGAAGCUGCCCACGAUAGGCGAGUAGAUGCCCUAAAGACCUCGGGGUGGGCCUUUCCGCCCGAGUCACAAAGCUCCCCGGAACCCAGCGAUGAGUCUCAUUCGGAUCGCCGGCCUUCUGCUCAUUCGAUAUCACCCUCUCAUGGGGCUACGCUCGGUCACUCGCCUCAGAUGCCUCAGAUGCCGAGCGAUGGUCGGCCUGGGCCAGUAACGCUUGACCGUGCGGCCUCUCAACGUUCUUUUUAUGAAACUCCACAGCCUGGUAGGACCGAUCCUGCAGGUAUACAAGGGCUUCCCUCGCCGAAUGGAGCUGUAGGAGGACCCUCUCGUGUAGGCAGUCGAACAGGGCAGAGCGGUCAUCGACGAACAACGUCGAGAGCCGCUCAGUUACCUCAACCGCCUUCUGCAACGUCUGAUGCGGGCUUCCAUCGAGAUCCCAACGAGCUGCUGAUGACCCUGCUAGCAGGGCAAGCGGCGAUGGACUGUCAGGGCAUGCCAGUUUACCGAUGGGAAGAGGUCGAGGAGUGGAAGAAGGAGCUGAACAUGUUGAGCUCCCGGCUAGCGAGCCAAGUCGCCAAGCAUCAGAGAGAGCAAAAGAUCUUGACGGCGGCUAAGACGCUGGCGAAGUUGAACGUCGGAAACAAGAGAAUGUCAAAGCAGACGGUAGAGAGUGUCGAAGUGGCAGAGCAGAAAGCCGCUGACGCUGAAAAGGAAAUGAUGGUUUUGCGGGAUCGAGAGUCAGGCCUUCGCCGCAGACUGAUGGAGCAUUGGGCGGGUGUGAUGGCAUGGGAAGUUCGACGUCUGGAAUUUGUCGUGAAAUCAGCAGAGGGUCGGGCAAUGCAAGCGGCUCAGGAGGUGGAAGAGCUGGCAGGGCUCAGGGAUGUUGCCAGACAGGCGGAGAUCCUAGAGAGCAAGCUGGACAACGCGCAACAGCAGCUUGAAAAUGGGAGCAAGAGGAUUCGGGAACACGAGGAAGAAGCCCGUAUGCUCAAAAUUGAGCUCAAUGCCCGUGAUGCGAAAAUCUCGGAUCUUGAGGGGGCAUUGGCGGACCUAGAAGAAGAGGUCAAGAUGAAGCGAAAAGAGGGUGCUGUGCUCGAAGCCGAGAUCGGCCAACAGCGGAGAAGAGGGGAAGAGCUGGAAAAGAUGCUCAACGGGAUGGAUACGGAAGCUGGCAGCCGAGUGAAAGAACUGGAGAGCGAACUUGUCCACGCGAAAGAAGAACGGGAUCGCUGGGCGGAGGAGAAGGUGAAAUUAAAGGAGUCUGCCGAGGACGGGAAGAUGAAGGCGAACAUGUGGGAGACCGCCAAGAUUAGUGCGGCACAAGCUUUGGGUGUCGCACAGGUCGAGAACGUCAUAGAUAUCUCCGACGGUAUCAAGAAAUUGAUGAACACCGUCAAAGACCGUGAUGAGGAACUCAAAGUCCUGAAGGAGGAAAUGCGGGAAAUCAGCCUAGGGUUCGAGGAUGAGAUGGCUAGACUGGCUAAAGAACGGGAUGGUUUCAGAGCCAAGGUCGACGAGAUGGGUGGGCGUUCUUUGGAUGAGGAGACUGUGCGCGUCAAACAGACCGAACAGCUGGAGACCAAGAUAAGAUCCCAGACGGAUAGGCUGAUGAUUCUGGAGAACGAAAACUCGAGCCUUAGAAAGGCUUUGAACGAGACCGAGACCGCUUUACAACGGCAAAAGACAGCCACCCCUGUGAUUACCGCUUCGAACGAUAAUGCGGCAAAGAUCGAAACCUUGAGAAGGGAAUUAGACUCUCAAGACGCCUUGAUGGAACAAAUCUGGGCGCUGCUCCCAGUUACUCACACUCGCUUGCAAACCGGGCUAAUUGACAGGAAUACGAACAAGCUUAAAGAUCAGGUUGUUUCGCCGUCGGUCGAUAUCGACUAUGAGGCGUUGAGGUUGCUCUAUAGCUCCUCCCCGCACCCGAACGAGGAGCGCUAUUCGGGUCCUCAAGAUAUCGUUGGCAAAAUCAAGUUGAUGAUGGAAGAUGGUCAAAUCCUGGUUGAGAGAGUGGUCCGAUCUGGAAAAGAGCGCGAAUUGCUGAAGAGCAACGCGCUUAGGGCGCAACGGCUUGUGGAAGAGGGUCAAGCCAACUUGAAGACGUAUCAAAGGCAAGUGGACAUGCUAGAAUCGCGCCUGAAGCAAGCUGCUGGCGUUGAAGGUAGCUCCGAGCUUUUAGCACAGCUGUCUGAAGCGCGAGAAGCGGUCCUCGAGACCAGACGCGCUAACCAACAGCUCGAAAAGCAGCUCGCGGCUCACCAAGAGCACGUAGAACGCUUGGGAGAAGCCAACGAUAUCCUGUCUCAACGGGCGUUGACGCUGGCCGACGAGAUGGAACAAGAGAAGCGCGUAGCGCAUGCCAGGUUAGAGAGGGAGAUAGAGAGUCUCCGAAAACAGCUCAAAGCUUCGGAUGAGCGGGUAGACGAUGAAAGAGCACGUGAGCAAACUCAGCGAAUACAGCUACUUGACGAGUUAAACUCGCUGCAGAGCGAGGUGACCCGGUUAAGGGCACAAUUGCGCAGCGCUCAAUGAGGGAGCAAGUGAUGUGCUAAAAAUAGCUUUCGAUAGAUUGGUUGUAAUCUUCCUGGAUGUGGUAAGCUAAUGAAGAUGAAAUAUAAUGAUGAAG
Messenger RNA from Filobasidium floriforme, 2963 nucleotides. Its product is annotated as Up-regulated during septation-domain-containing protein. The record is from RefSeq and is a predicted model, not a curated record. Bases 233 to 2869 code for a protein of 878 amino acids. Lineage: Eukaryota; Fungi; Basidiomycota; Tremellomycetes; Filobasidiales; Filobasidiaceae. The transcript has 6 exons.